This is a messenger RNA of Zootoca vivipara (common lizard), 543 nucleotides long. It is a transcript of the gene SEC61G, whose product is annotated as SEC61 translocon subunit gamma. Gene Ontology annotation, biological process: intracellular protein transport; protein targeting. The record is from RefSeq and is a predicted model, not a curated record. Gene Ontology annotation, cellular component: membrane. Gene Ontology annotation, molecular function: transmembrane protein transporter activity. NCBI's taxonomy places the organism in Eukaryota, Metazoa, Chordata, Lepidosauria, Squamata, Lacertidae.
CUUCGAGCGGAAGCCGCUCCGUGACGCCAUUUCCUCGUCGUCGGCGCAAGGUUUGUCUCUAGCUUCCGCUUCCGCUUCCCCUUUCCGUUGCUCGUAUUGCUACGUGUCCAACAAGUCGGUCAAAGUCGGAGGCAGCCGCAGAAAGCAAAGCCAACGAAGGCCUAACAAGCUGCGAUCGGGGUUGAAAACACAGAGACGAAUUCAAGGAUAUCAUGGAUCAAGUAAUGCAGUUUGUGGAACCUAGUCGUCAGUUUGUGAAAGAUUCUAUCAGGCUUGUUAAACGAUGCACAAAGCCAGAUAGGAAAGAAUUCCAGAAGAUUGCUAUGGCAACAGCAAUAGGAUUUGCAAUAAUGGGAUUUAUUGGUUUCUUUGUAAAACUGAUCCAUAUUCCAAUCAACAACAUCAUUGUAGGUGGCUGAAUGCAUCAAGAAGACAUGUAACUUGAUUUUGCUUGUGGUAACAAAAGAGAACAUUCUGGCCUUUCUGGCAUAAUCUUCCUAAAUCAUCUUUUGCUACUUGUUAUAAACAUAUUUUAAAGUAAAA